UGACGCACGGCAAUUGUUGUUGCUGGUUGUUGCGAGACCUGCGAGGAGAGUGUCGUCGUUGUCGUCGACGUCGUCGUCGUCGUCGUGGGUCGCGUUCGUGUCAAUUCGAGCGAACAUCGCGGAGAGCGAAUUGGUGGACGAGAGAACGAGAGAGAGAGAGUGAAAGCGAGAGGAUAAGUGCGCGCGCGCGCGCACGUGAACGACAGGGCGACCUGAGCUGUGGGCAUAACGCGAGUUACGCGAGCGAAGCAGAAGGCAGACAAGGAUCGAGCAGGAUCGAGAACGUUCGUUGUCGCCGUUGUCGUCGCAGUGUCGCGUGGUCCCCCCUCGAAGACGGGCCACGAUGAAGUUUCAGUACAAGGAGGAGCAUCCGUUCGAGAAGAGGAAGGCCGAGGGCGAGAAGAUCCGACGGAAAUAUCCCGAUCGGGUGCCUGUGAUAGUUGAGAAGGCGCCUAAAGCAAAAAUCAGUGAUUUGGACAAGCAAAAGUACUUGGUACCCUCUGAUUUGACUGUCGGUCAGUUUUACUUCCUAAUUCGUAAGAGGAUUCAUUUACGUCCCGAGGAUGCCCUGUUUUUCUUCGUCAACAACAUCAUUCCACCAACAAGCGCCACCAUGGGCUCUCUUUAUGCGGAACAUCACGAGGAGGAUUUCUUCCUAUACAUAGCGUAUAGCGAUGAAAAUGUAUACGGUCACUAAACCUUGGCAGGAUGAGCAAAAUAUGUAUUGCCAAAACAGCAAUGGGAUUCAACAACAAAAAAUCUACCAUCUAUCAACGUAGUCCUCAUAGACGCUUUCGAGAAAAAAAAACCGAGCAUUCAAAAUUACAUCUAUCGAUAUACACUGUGUGAAAUUUUAUGUCUUGAUGCUGCACAUUUGCCUCCGAAAAAAAAACUUACACAACUAUAUCCUUGGAUGAUAAAAAAAAUGCUUGUCGAUUCCAUCUUUUUUUGCCACCUAAGAGGGCUUAGUUCACCGUAUGAUGCAAGAACAACUAAUUUGUGCAGAAUUAUUAUGUGAUCAUGUAAUGUUUAGCCUGGCCACUAAAAAAAAAAAAAACAACAAAAGAGAAAACCCAAAAAAAGUAUUUGUAUUGCCAAUCAUCGCUAAUAUCGUCACAUUUUAUGUUUCACUGCACACAUCAUGUUUUCCGAUAAUAUAGUAGCUAUAUCGUACCAUUAUAAAUUCGAAGUAUGGUAUAGAUGACGGGAAUCCUGUACGUGAUAUCAUUUCCAUCAAUAGAUUAAUGUUGUAUUAUACAUGAUUUUGACGUUAUUUAAUUAAUGAAAGAACGAAGAGAAAUUGUUGGAUAUACGAGGAAAUUUUUCUGUAAUAUGAAAAUGUAAGGCCAAUAAAAAAAAUUUUAAAAUGUGAA
This is a messenger RNA of Wasmannia auropunctata (little fire ant), 1373 nucleotides long. It is a transcript of the gene Atg8a, whose product is annotated as gamma-aminobutyric acid receptor-associated protein. Lineage: Eukaryota; Metazoa; Arthropoda; Insecta; Hymenoptera; Formicidae. Gene Ontology annotation, molecular function: GABA receptor binding; ubiquitin protein ligase binding. Gene Ontology annotation, biological process: autophagy of mitochondrion; cellular response to nitrogen starvation; macroautophagy. The transcript has 3 exons. Gene Ontology annotation, cellular component: cytosol; autophagosome membrane; autophagosome. The record is from RefSeq and is a predicted model, not a curated record. The coding region runs from base 344 to 697 and encodes 117 amino acids.